CCUCCUUCCCGGUCCCCUCCCUCGCUCGCUCGCCGCCAGCCCCGGCUCGCUCCCUGCCCACUCCCGGGGGGGACGUUCCGUGCCGCGGCCGCCGCUUCUUUCACACUUUAGUUGGGAGCCGCGCGCCGCGCUCAGUUACUGGAGAGAGCUGGCCGCGCGCCGCCGCCUCCAGCACGCACGCAGCCGGGCCGUGCUUCGGGGGCUUCGGGGCUCUUACCCCCGGCCUCUGGGAGGAGGGGGAGACCGGGACUCACCGUGGGGAGGAGGAGGAAGACGAGGAGGGAGGAAGAAAACCCGCCAGGAGGACCGGGGCGGGGGGCGGGAGGCUUGCCACCUUCAGCCCCCCCGCGAGCGCCCAAGGUGCACCCAUCUUGACCAACUCAGCAAGAAGGUGGAUUUUCCCUGUGUCUAAAGAAAAAAAACAUGUCCCCGUGUCUGUAGAGAUGAUUUGCAGUUCAGCCCGGCUGAAGCUGACCGAAUGAGACUAUGGGCUGUGCCUCCGCCAAGCAUGUUGCCACUGUUCAAAAUGAAGAGGAAGCCCAGAAAGGGAAGAACUACCAGAAUGGAGAUGUGUUUGGCGAUGAGUAUAGGAUCAAACCGGUGGAAGAGGUCAAAUACAUGAAAAAUGGGGCAGAAGAGGAGCAGAAAAUAGCAGCCAGGAACCAAGAAAACUUGGAAAAAAGUGCCAGUUCAAAUGUAAGACUUAAAACUAAUAAAGAGAUCCCAGGAUUAGUUCAUCAACCCAGAGCAAACAUGCACAUCUCUGAAAGCCAACAAGAAUUCUUCAGAAUGCUGGAUGAAAAAAUUGAAAAGGGUCGAGAUUAUUGUUCGGAAGAAGAAGAUAUCACAUAGCACCAAUCCUACCAGUCAAACCGGGAGCUACUACUGUGUAAAUAGGUUACACCCCAGUUGAAAUCUUUGCAAAGGUUGGUUCUCUUCGGCGAACAGCACUAUAGCAAAAGAAGAUCGUUCCAUAUCGUAUGCCCCAUUAAAUUACAGUGUUUCUUAAUGAACUUGCAAAGGAAUAUUGCUAAAAACAAACAAAAACUGUUAUCGAACUUUCUUUGUUGCUGCUAGUUAAAACUUGUUGCAACUUUUCACUUCUCUCAGUGUCCAGGUCUGCAGCAAAAUUCUGCAAUUUCACCUUAAAGAUACUGUUGGUUUUACAGAUGCUCUCCAACCUAUUUUCUAAAAGAUGAGGUAGUGGUGAACUCAGAUGUCCAACUUCUAUUCUAGACUGGUUCCGCUUCUAAGACAAGCGCCUCCUUCCCCCUCCCUCCUCCCUGCCUCCCCCAGCAGUCCAGAGCCUUGCUUCUCACUGGCAGUGUUGCGCUUUGGAGAUGGGAUGGUUGCUAUGGCAAGCCUAGUUUCUCUGCUAAGAAGAAGUAGAGACGCUAUUAUCAAUUCCAAGCAUGUCGUGACAUGACUCCUGGAAGUGACAUAGGAGCGAGCAGCAGGUGGUUUCAUUUCCUGGGUCUCUUAAUCAAAGAUCAAGCUUGCAACAUCAGUUUUGCUCAGAUGCAGACGGAAGUGUGAUCACAAUCAUUUUGAAUCCCUCUUGCCCACUUUUUUUUCUAAGAAAAUAAACAUUUUACUGUUUUUAUGUAUCCUUGUCUUCUCCCAUUCAUCCAGCUCAGUGUUUCAUGAUGAUCCUGGGUGCGGAAGCUGAGUCCUCCUAGCAAUGGCACCUUCAUGGCUCCCUACCAUCCCAUGUACAACCCACCACGCAAGCUCAGUGCUGGCAGUGGUCAGAGGUGAUGAGGGGGACACCCCACAGCUUGUUAGGAGGGCCUGAAACCACCCCGUUACCUUUCACUUUGUCAGCAAAUAAACCACCCUACUUCCUAAUCCUCUCCCUUCAAGAUGUCACGUGAGCCUUGCCACUUCCAUUCUCUCGUUGGCAGCACUGGAUGGUGCUGUGAAAAGCGUUUGCCGCCUGGAAAAUGUAGUAUUCCAUUGACACUGGUGAUGAUUUCCAGAGAUGCGAAAGCCAAAGCCCCGGGCCGUAGUGGGGAACGUGAACUGUGGGUUUGGUAGAGUUUAUUUUUCCAUAUUCUAUGAAGAGAAUGAUCUCUUCUCAAAGACAGAAGUAAUAUUUUUAACAUAUGUUGUCACAAGUAAAUAGCAAUCAAAAGGAGAAAAUAACUUUUGUAUUUUUUUAACACAUCCAACAGCUUUGACGAGAGUUCUCUUCGUUACUUUUGGGGGAGGGCACCCUGUUCAAUGCCACGCCAGCAGUCCAGGAUUGGAUUUGUUCCACACACACACACACACACACACACACACACAAAUAAAACACAGGAAAAGCACUGUAUGUUUCUCUUUGUGGGGUUAUGAACACAAAAGGCCUCACUAUCAGCCACUCUACUGCCCUCCGAAGGUGGGUAGUUAAUACGUUCUAGGUGGUCAAGAGGUUACCUGCCACCGAAUAGACUAGGAAGCUUAGUGUAGUCUUGCUGCGAAGACGAGCCUUGACUUGAAAAUCCAUCCAUAUAGCUGAUGGCACCACUAAUGUGUCCGGGGAGAAAUUCCUUCUCUCCUUUUGGACCCAGCAGCACACCCCAAACAUGAGGGGAAGGAAACUCAGUCAGGCACUAGAGAAAACGGACUCAAACGUUAGCAACAAAAGCCCUUCCUUCUUUCAGCCGGCAGCGGCAGCUAUUUUGGGGAGCAGCUGUGGUUGUUACAUAAACAGAGACGCAGCCAAAAUUUCAUGCUCUUUAUCCUGCUUCAAGCAGAAAAAAAUGCAGGGAGAGUUCAAGUCGCCUAGGGUUUUACAUCCCCUCCCUUUGUAUGGUUUUUUUGGCCAAGUGACUAAAAUAGUUUUCCUCAACUGUAAACGGACUGCUGAGCCCCACCUCAGACUUGUGCCCCACCUCAGACUUGUUCACUGUUCCAGGAAUGACCUUUUCCCGAGAUCCCUUGCUCUUAUCAAGCAAGAAUGAAGCAGACACUGAACACCUUCCAUGUGGUGUCUCAGAUAGCGUCUUCCCAGAAAACCACCACCUUCAACCGAGAUAAAACAUGCUCACAUCGUUUUUCUUACGGUCAUGUUUAACAUUUUGACAUGAUACACAUACACAGAACCACAUGUCCCUUGGAAUCUGAUUUUUGAGGGUUUCAAGUGUCGUUUCUGUGAACCAGUGGCUUUUCACCUGGGUUCUGUCCUCUGGGUUUAACACUGGCUACCUCGCUGAUGUGCAAAAGUCAUUUCACCUGCAGACACGCGUGGUACACUUAGACCUGAGAAACGGGGUGGCCGAGCCGGUUGGCACGAAAUGCUUGAUUAUGUUAGCAACACUCAAAACUGUCUGUUUUCCAUUUGUCGGUUUUAAUCAUAAAAUUGUCAAGUGA
This is a messenger RNA of Capra hircus (goat), 3354 nucleotides long. RefSeq names its product chromosome 16 C1orf21 homolog (gene C16H1orf21). Bases 487 to 852 code for a protein of 121 amino acids. The transcript has 6 exons. The record is from RefSeq and is a predicted model, not a curated record. Lineage: Eukaryota; Metazoa; Chordata; Mammalia; Artiodactyla; Bovidae.